Messenger RNA from Paramecium octaurelia, 1113 nucleotides. NCBI's taxonomy places the organism in Eukaryota, Ciliophora, Oligohymenophorea, Peniculida, Parameciidae. The record is from the annotation of a GenBank genome assembly.
AUGAGGAAGGAAUGCUCAUCAGCCUAAUUAAAUUUAUAUACAGCGCAUAGUUGUCGUUAGUAUUUUGGUGUUUCGUGUUCUGUAAUUAAAAACUUAAAUGGAUGCAAAACUGGUUAAUCAUUUUGUAUGGAUUAUAACCAUAACCAAUGUAUAAGUGAUGGAUAAAUUAACUUAAAUGGAGUAGAGUGUUUCUGGAAUGAAGAUAAAAGUACCUGUUAAGAACGGAUAUGUGCAAAUGGACCUUCAAAUGCCUCAUCUCAUUAAGAAUGUGCAAAUUUCCUUUCAACUUGUCAAAAAGGAGGGUGUCGUAUAAAAGGGUGUUUUGAUUACUAAUACGCAAUAGAUGCAUCUAUAUUUGAAGGUAAAAGGUGUGUAACAAAUGGGAUUCGAUGUGCUUUAAGAAAGGAAUGCAAAGAUAUAAAUAUAGAGGAUGGGUGUAAGUUUGAUAUUAAUUUAAAUCCUUGUGUUUGGAUUGAUGAAAAGUGCUAUUCUAAAACCUGCUAGACUGCAUAAGUUGCUCUCACUAAACAUGAGGACUGCAAUUCGUAUUUAUCAUAUUGCACAGUUAAAUAAGGGGGAGGAUGCACUAACAAGCAAAAUUGCAAGGAUUAUUAAAUAUAAGAAGCUUGCUUUACAGAUGGAGAGAAUUUUGAAUGUAUUUGGGAUGUCAAUUUAAGUAAAUGCUUCUCCAAUUAAUGUAUUCACUUUUGUGGCGAUGGCAUUGUUACAGGAUAGGAGGAAUAAUGUGAUGAUGGCAAUUACUUCCCAUAUGAUGGUUGUUAUCGAUGCUAAGUUUAAUGUCCAUAAGGAUGCAAUAAAUGUAUAUUAAGAAUGGUUGCCAUUACGAUAGCUUGUGGCUUAAAUAUUAUUAAUAAAUAAUUUACAUUAAUCACUUAUAAAUAAAAAUACUAGUUUAUGAUUUAACAAAAUAGUCUUCCUCUCUAAUAAUUCUAAUAUUUUUCAACAAAAAAUUUUGAGGACACUUUGUUUAACCAUUUCAUGUAUUUCGGUAUGUUGCAUCAGAUUAUGGCAAACCAUUAUCUUUAACUAUUCCGUUUGAGAUUCGAUAACAAUUUAUAUAUCUCCCUAUUUUGCCUACAGUUCCUAAUUUGA